Engraulis encrasicolus (European anchovy) is the source of this 1375-nucleotide messenger RNA. RefSeq lists its product as uncharacterized. NCBI's taxonomy places the organism in Eukaryota, Metazoa, Chordata, Actinopteri, Clupeiformes, Engraulidae. The record is from RefSeq and is a predicted model, not a curated record. The transcript has 10 exons. The coding region runs from base 7 to 1338 and encodes 443 amino acids.
UCUGGGAUGGCAACGCAAGAACCCAGGACUGGGAGACAGUCUGGCCUAAGUAAACAACAGACCGUCCUACCAGGCACGGGGACUAGGAGCCCUGAUGUUGUAUCUGCCACAGGCAUCACUACAGAUGUUGGAGAGGCAGACAAGAGUCGAAUACGGGGAGAGUUAGAUUCCUGUUUUAGUGAGGCUAAGAACAUGGAGGAAUUGUCAGAUCUGGCGCCCUCUGACGCCCAGGUGGAAGCAUUUAAAGUUGUCUAUGAACGUGAGAAGAUGGCAAUGCUUGGUGGUCAACCAUCUAUCCUUGCGACACUCAAUGCCGGGAAGACAAGCUCACAGUUCUCAAAUCUGAGUGAUGAAGAUGAACACGGCUUCCACAAAUUUCUCUCUGUAAUGACAGACAGCGAAAAAUUGUCUCAACUAAUGGGCGAUCCGGACUCUGAGACAGAAACAGAGUUUGUGAGGAAUUUCAACAGCAUUCUGAAUCCAGAGGAUGGGUGCAACAGUCCUCACAGAGAGGAGAUCAUGGGAUUCUAUCGGAGAUCAAACAUUUCUGAACUUUUUGAUGUCUUCCAAACCGAGGAGAAAGACUGCAACGUGCUCAAGUACUAUGCCAAAGGAGCAAACCUGUCAGGACUACACUCCAAACAGCUGGCCAAGUACAUGAUACCAGCAGGUUAUGAAGACAGGAACAGCCCUUAUUCUAUACGCCCGUCCCUAAAGGCCAACUACACACCACACAAGUCGACCAACCCAGACCACCAGCAGGACAAGCAGCCCCUACCCCACGGCCGCAGGGCAACAACAAGCGGCAGCAUAUUCGGCGGAAGAGCAAGCAUGGGCCACAGAAUGACCAUAUGCGUCAAGAUUGAUGAGGAAGAUGAGAUUGAUUUGGUGAAGAAGCCUGUCAGAAAGGUAUGCUGCCCACUGAGCGGCGAGCGAGAAGGGGCAGAGGUGAGGCAGAAGACCACACCAGUGAAGAUCAAGGUGCCCCUCACGGUGAAGAACAGGGAGAAGCUGACCUAUGACGACACUAGCCAGAUAAGGAAGAAGGCUCAGCAAGGGGUGAGCGAGUACCUGCGCACCCAGGUGCGCGCCAAGAGGCAGGACACGCUGCGCAUGUGGGUGGCCCUGCAGGGCUCCUACUCCACGCUGGCCAACUACAACACCUACCCGGAGACCUUCUCCACCUACAGCUGGAGCUGGGGCGCCCGCCGGAACCUGGUGGAGAUCAACGAGCUGACGCACGGCCCCGCCGCCGCUGCCGCCGCCGCCGCCCGCAUGGCCGACAAACCCCACUUCACCAAGCCGAAGCUGAUGAGGAGCUUGAGACAGUCUUUCUAAUGUUGGGGAAACCAUAAAGUAAAACAUGUGUAUUCCA